Molecule: messenger RNA, 3642 nt
Organism: Clupea harengus (Atlantic herring)
Lineage: Eukaryota; Metazoa; Chordata; Actinopteri; Clupeiformes; Clupeidae
Gene: nyx
Product: nyctalopin
Cellular component (GO): plasma membrane
Molecular function (GO): protein binding
Source: RefSeq, a predicted model, not a curated record
UGUGUGUGUGUGUGUGUGUGUGUGUGUAUGCACGGUUGAGUUGGCUGUGGGGUUGGAGGGAGGGGUGAUGUUGGUGGGUACUGUUUGUGGAAGAACACACCGCACACAUAUAUCUGAUCACACACACACACAUACCCUUUUAGAGGGGCAGAGCCCUCUAAAUCCGCCCAGUCAUGCAGUGGAAAGAGUGCGGAGCGGACUGCCCAGCAGCCUGGGCGAGCCCAUGGACACUCCAUCGCUAGCGGGCAUCUACGGGUGGAGGAGCUGGACCUGAUCAGAUCUCUCCUGGACACCUGACAUGCCACAGGUGCCACAGACCAGUGAUGCUUCUAAUAGUGAUAGGCGUGUCCUUCCUGCUCCGGCCCCACGUGCUGGCCCUGUGGGCGUGCACCCGCUCCUGCCCGCCUCGCUGCACGUGCACGGAGGAGAAGAGCUGCAGCGUCCUGUGUGACCACCGGGCCAUGGUCGACCUGCCCAAGGAGUUCCCCUGCGAGGCCUCCGCCAUCAACCUGGACAAGAACAGCCUCAAGUUCCUGGCCGAGCGCGCCUUCGGCACGCUGCCCUCGCUGCGCUCCCUCUCGCUCGACCAUAACAACAUCUCCUUCAUCACCCCGGGGGCCUUCAAGGGCCUGCCCAACCUGGUCGAUCUCCGGAUGGCCAACAACGAGUACAUCCGCUACCUGCACACGCGCACCUUCACCUCGCUGAAGCGCCUGGUGCGGCUGGACCUGUCCAACUGCAACCUCUUCAGCAUGCCCGACCGGAUCUUCUUGGAGCAGGUGGACCUCCGCGAGCUCUUCUGCUUCCAGAACAUGUUCCGGCGCGUUCCGGGGCCCCUCCGGGACAUGGAGAACCUGACUCAUGUUUACCUGGAGCGGAACAGGAUCGAAGCGGUGGCCUACAACUCUCUGCUGGGCCUCACCAGUCUGAAGUACCUGAACUUGCAGGAGAACCGCAUCAACGUCAUCCACGACAACUCUUUCCAGGAUCUGCGCAAACUUGAGAACUUUUUCCUGAACGACAACCUGCUGUCUGACCUUCCGCAGUACAUCUUCAAGGGCAUCUCCUCCCUCAAGAUGCUCAACCUCGGCGGAAACUUUCUCACCAACGUCUCCAAGACCUGGUUUGGGGAUCUGGUGGAGCUGGAAGUGCUGUACUUGGACCGAAACCGGCUGCUGUACAUCGAGGAAGGCGCGUUCGAAAACCUCACCAGCCUCAUCACGCUGCACCUCAACAGCAACAACCUCACCGUCCUGCCCUUCCCCACUUUCCAGCCCAUCUACUUCGUUGCCCACCUGUACCUCUUCCGCAACCCUUGGGAGUGCGACUGCAACCUGGAGUGGCUCAAGGAGUGGAUGGAGAACUACAAGCUGGUGAGGGACAUCCCCUGCGCCAGCCCGUCCUCCGUGGCCAGCCUGGACCUCAGCGAGGUGGUGUACGCCCGCCUCAACGGCACCUGCGUGGAUCCGGUGGAGCUCAACCUGACCACGGCCGCGCCCGAGUUCCCCACCACUGAGAACAGGCUCAACAGCCUCAUCUCCAAGCUGCUCCAGCAGGAACUGAAGGAAGAGGCCACCAACUCAUCCGAGAGCCUCCGCAACGGAACGGAUCUGGCCGAGAGCCAGGUGUCAGCCGGAACACGCCUCUUCUGCUCCAGCCAAUGGCUACUGCUGUUACUGUUCGCUUGCCUGCACUUCGGCCAGCCAGACGCCUCGGUGGUAUUCUCUCAGCAUAUUAACAGGCUGUGAAAAGUUUGGCAAAGUGUUUUGAGAGAGUGAGGAAUCCAGUUUUCUAUGGCACUAGGAUGAAAGGGUUGGAUUCAGAGACUGGGCUGUCAACUAAAAUCCUGCUUUCCUGGAAAGGCUGAUUUUAAGUUGCUACAGUAGGGGAAAGAAAGAAUAUUCUCAUGUGAUAGAGUUCUGGACUACUUUUGGCUUCAGGGAUGGACAGAAUUAUGAGACUGAUGCAUGGCUUCAUGUAAAACAAACAAGCUAUCGUUUUACUUUACCAGUGCAGAUUAAGUGUGAAACAAUACAGGGCAUACCACUUACAAGUAUUAUUUUUUUUUUUGUGGCGAGUGGAAACGGCCUUACUAGCCAGAGAACAGCACUUCAUUUUGCUCCCAAAUCGUCUAAUACCGAAAUGACGGGAUUUGCAGAGUAUUAAAUUAAUGUUUAACACACACACACACACACACACUCUAAACGCUUUCACUUGCAUAACAUUCCAUCGUUUACACCAAGGUGAAGAUUUAUAUAUGGUAGAUAGCGCUAGCUGUGGCGCAGCAUCACUUUAACAGAUGGUAUGACGCGCUUGCUUUUUGCUAGUAUUCAUUCAGUGAAUUUUAGAUGCUCUAGCUUUUAAUGAACGCUUUAAUCUCUCGCCCUAGCGCCGGGCUUAUCAGCGCGGGCCAAGUAAGCUCCUCCAUAUCGUACGCAAAUGGAAUGGGUUUAUCUUUGCAUUUUUUCUUCUGCUUAUGGCAUCUUUGCUCGCAUUCAGGCACCGUAUUAUGUGGCAGUGAGGUCAUUCUUCGGCCGCGCAGACAUGCGUCUUUUCCAAGCGCUCUCCAGACACAUGGACCUUAAGAAAACAUCCGUAUAGUGUUGUAUUUGUGCACAUCAGGUCUGCGAUGGUGUUCUUCGUUCUGUUUUUAAAUUAACAGAUUACUUUAACCUGUGGCUCUGCUCACGUGUAUGAGAAAUUAUGCUGUCGGGAAAAACAUUCCGAAUUGUGCAUGUUCCAACACAUCUGCUUGAUCUUAUUCCAUUGCCAAUAACAAUUUAUGAAAAAUGAUUUCUAUAGGCUAUCCGGUUAAAUUAAAAUGCAGAGCAACAUGUAUUUGGCAUACGGGCUCAUAUUUGUUCGUUAGCACUCAUUUGCAAGAGAUUUGGUCCAACACUUGACAUGUCACUUGUCACACAAUGUUUCAUCUCACCUGUAAACUGACAGUGGUCUUCUCCUGAGACGGUUUUAUUCCGUCUUGGCAACUCUGCGAUGUUAUUUUGUUUACUAAGCAUAUGGAUGACAUUGAUUUAUGAGAUUGAUUAAGUAUUUCUAUGCGGCACAGAGACUGACCCCCAGGUUUGUGGUGUAAGAUGACUAAAGUUCUGAACUCUGAGAGAUGUAGACUAAUUGAAUCUGUAUACCAUCCAUCUGAAUAAAUAUCGUCUUUCUGAGUACAUCGGACUCACGCUUGCUCUUAAUUAUAUUUGGUGAUUUUUGCUUCUUUAUUCUCUACAAAACAGCUAGACAUAUUGAGGGGAGAGUUGCAUCACGGAGUCCUAUUUCUUAAUUUAUGUAACUAGGCGUGAAUUUUGUCCAUUGCCUAGAUUAAGUUACUGCUAUGCUGUGCUCUUACGGAGCACUGCAAAAUGACGACACUUCUCUUUGCUAUGGCCUUGCGUAACGUCUUCACCUAGUGAGAAGAACGCAGACAUUUGUGCGUCACUGCGGGGUGACUGAACAGGUUCGAACUUGGUGUGUCACAGCAAUGCUCAUGGCCAGGUAUUUCAGAAAUGUAUGUGAAAAAAGAUCUGGUGAUGUCACAAGAAGAUAGGACUAGCAGAAACUACUACACUAACUGCAAAGUUGUGAAAUCAUUCACCGUUCUUGUUUGUGAAUAAAACUCUCACUUAAAAAAGA